Molecule: messenger RNA, 330 nt
Organism: Fasciola hepatica (liver fluke)
Lineage: Eukaryota; Metazoa; Platyhelminthes; Trematoda; Plagiorchiida; Fasciolidae
Source: the annotation of a GenBank genome assembly
AUGGAUGAUGAUGAUGAUGAUGAUGAUGAUGAUGAUGAUGAUGAUGAUGAUGAUGAUGAUGAUGAUGAUGAUGAUGAUGAUGAUGAUGAUGAUGAUGAUGAUGAUGAUGAUGAUGAUGAUGAUGAUGAUGAUGAUGAUGAUGAUGAUGAUGAUGAUGAUGAUGAUGAUGAUGAUGAUGAUGAUGAUGAUGAUGAUGAUGAUGAUGAUGAUGAUGAUGAUGAUGAUGAUGAUGAUGAUGAUGAUGAUGAUGAUGAUGAUGAUGAUGAUGAUGAUGAUGAUGAUGAUGAUGAUGAUGAUGAUGAUGAUGAUGAUGAUGAUGAUGAUGAUUGA